AUGAUACUCAGGCCUAAUAAAGCAACAGUGUAUCGAAAACUACUCCCAAUCAAUGGGACUCUGCAAUCUCAGGGAUUCUGCUUGAGGCAUUCCGGACUCAUGAAAUCCCUCUCUUCCUCAUUUGAUUCUUCCCCUCGCUCAUAUCAACCAUUGCCUAAAUCAGCCGGAAAAGAGUUUAACCCACGUCGGCAAAAACCAGCCUCGGAAAACCAAAAUCCUUCAUCAUCCCAGAUUGGGUCCAUUUAGCUCAAACUUUAUGUCGACAUCACUACCUUUUAUGAUCUUGAUAAAGAGUUGGGGAGAGGUCAGUUCGGUAUUACUUAUCUCUGCACUGAGAAGCAACGGGAGAAAAUACACCUGCAGUCAGCUUCAAGGCGUACUACUUCUGACAAAGAUAUAAAGGAUGCUAGAAGAGAGAUUUUGAUACUUCAGCAUCUAACGGGGCAACCAAAUAUUGUUGAGUUCAAAGGUGCUUAUGAAGAUAGGCAUAAUCUGCACUUGGUGAUGGAGUUGUGUUCAGGUGGCGAGCUUUUCGAUCGGAUUAAAGCUAAAGGGACUAAUUCAGAACGGCAAGCGGCUUCAAUCGGUAGGCAGAUUGUGAAAGUGGUGCAUGACUGUCAUUUUAUGGGGGUUAUGCAUAGAGACUUGAAGCCUGAGUAUGAGAAUUCUCCAAUAAAGCCCAAUGGUUUUGGACUCUCUGUCUUCAUCGAGGAAGGAAAAUUGUACAAGGACCUUGUUGGAAGUGCAUACUAUGUUGCACCGGAGGUGUUAAAUCGGAAAUAUGGCAAGGAGAUAGAUGUGUGGAGCGCUGGAGUCAUUUUAUACAUUCUUCUUAGUGGAGUGCCUCCAUUUUGGGGUGAGACUGAGAAAGAAAUCUUUAAAGCAGUUUUAGAAGGUAAUCUUGACUUAAAAAGCCAGCCAUGGCCAUCUAUAUCUGAUGGUGCCAAGGACCUCCUAAGGAAGAUGCUAGCAAGGGACCCUAAGAACCGGAUUACAGCUGCCCAAGCUCUAGAACAUCCUUGGAUUAAGGAGGGUGGUGAUGCAUCUGACAAACCUAUGGAUAGUGCUGUUCUUAGCAGGUUGAGGCAGUUCAGAGUAAUGAACAAGCUCAAAAAACUUGCCUUAAAGGUGAUAGCAGAAACCCUAUCAUCAGAAGAAGAGGUCAAGGGCUUGAAACAGAUGUUCAACAACAUUGACACUGAUGGCAGUGGUACGAUAACACUUGAAGAACUCAGGGUUGGAUUAGCUCGAUUGGGAUCUAAGCUAACUGAAGCAGAAAUACAGCAGCUUAUGGAUGCCGCUGAUGUCGACAAGAGUGGAAGCAUUGAUUACAUUGAAUUCAUCACUGCUACAAUGCCUCGACAUAGGCUGGAGAGGGAAGAUAACAUAUACAUGGCUUUCCAAUUCUUUGACAAGGAUAACAGUGGCUUUAUCACAAGAGAUGAAUUAAGACAAGCUAUGACUGAGUACGGAAUGGGAGAUGAGGCUACAAUAGAUGAAGUCAUUGAGGAUGUGGAUACUGAUAAUGAUGGAAGAAUCAACUAUGAGGAAUUUCUAGCCAUGAUGAAAAGGGGAACUCAAGAUGGGGACAGUUGAGUAACUGCUUGCACCAUGAAUAAACUAAACAGGGCCAGAGCAAAUUAGAAUCAUCUGCACGAACAUUCCCAUUGUUUAACUCAUCCAGAAGCUUGGCUGGCUCUUUCUAUCUUCAAAUACCAAUUCCCCACACAAUCCUGCAAAUGUGGUUGUGAAUAAACUCAUUCCGUGUAGUUUUAAAUUCUGUUUGUUUUGUAUAAAUAUGCCCAUCUCAGUUCUGUGCAAUGUUUGUGUUCUGUGUGUACAAAAGAGGAAACAGAAUUGGAAUUGCAUUCUAAUCUCUCUCUGUCUCAGAGAUUAUUCUGCUAAAAUUUGCUUUUGGGAUUGGACAAUGAAACUACCUUUGUUGAUACUAUC
Molecule: messenger RNA, 1953 nt
Organism: Theobroma umbraticum
Lineage: Eukaryota; Viridiplantae; Streptophyta; Magnoliopsida; Malvales; Malvaceae
Source: RefSeq, a predicted model, not a curated record